AUGGCCGACGCAAAGACGGACGGGGGCGAGGCUCCGUCCUCGACGACUGGAGGCCUGUCCAAUGCCCCUUCACCGCGCAACGAAGAGGACGCGCCAAACAAUCUGCAGCCUCCACCCGGCGCUGCAUCAGAAGCAGCGCUUUCAAAAUCCACUAGCAGGCCUUCCUCUACCCGGAACUCGACACCCGCUGCUUCUCUCGACGUGCGCCAACCCGCACCAGACGCCGACGACGCGUCUUCAGCCAUGGACGACGUGCAGCCUUCCCUGGAAGCGGCCAAUGGUGCCUCUGGCAAAACGAAACCAUUGUCCAAGGAGCCCGAGCAAAAUGGUGAGGCAGCAGCAUCAUCAUAUGGCACGCGCUCGCGAGGCCGCCCAGGCCGGUCGCGACCUAAUUAUGCAGAGGACGCCGAAAUGGACUUUGAAGUGCCAGCUGCAUCUGCGAAUGGCAACGUGUCUGAUCCACCGUCGCGUAGUUCCGUGGCUCCCGACAGCGGGCAUGCUUCGAGUGUGAGUGGAAAGAAAGGUUCCGGCCCUGCACAAGGCAAUGGGUCGUGGGGUAAUUCCGGCUCCAACACCAAGGACAGCGCGGCGAAUCCCACUGCUCCCAGCACCUCAGCCACGGCUGCAUCGACUCAGUCUAGCACUUUGCAGCCUCAGCCCCCAACAAAACGGCGCAAAAACGCUGCUGCCAGUGCCGCAAAUGGUAGUCACGCAAGUGCCACAGCGCCAAGCCAAGCAGGGGCGAAGCGCGGCAGUCAGGCCGGCACCAUGGUAGCCGCCAGCAGCGCGCGAGAGUCCAAUAUGAUGACUUUUGAGAACACGGCCGCCAUUCUCAAAAACGGUCGCCUCGAGGCCGACGAUGGCCAGACCGUGUCUGUCAAUGAUCAAGUGUACCUUGUGUGCGAGCCGCCCGGCGAGCCCUACUACCUCUGCCGGGUCAUGGAAUUCAUCCACGUCGACAACGACCCCAAGAAGCGGGUCGAGUCUUUGCGCGUCAAUUGGUUCUAUCGCCCACGAGACGUGCAGCGCUACAACAAUGACACUCGUCUCGUCUAUGCGACGAUGCACUCGGACCUUUGCCCCAUUGCAUCCCUUCGGGGGAAAUGCCAGAUCCUGCAUCGCAGCGAGAUUGGCGACCUGGAUGAGUACCGCAAGACCAAGGACAGUUUCUGGUUCAACCAAGUCUUUGAUCGCUUCAUUCAUCGCUGGUACGACGUCAUCCCCGUCUCCUCGGUCAUCAACGUCCCGGACAAGGUCAAGAAGGCGCUCGACGAACGAUGGAAGUACAUUUGUCUCGAGACCAGUCGCGUCAAAGAAUUGACCAGUGCCGUCAAGAGCUGCAAGCGCUGUAUUGGAUAUUGCGCAGCGAAUGACUCGGUUGAAUGUGCAGUAUGUCACAAUACAUAUCACAUGAACUGUGUUCGCCCACCGUUGCUGAAGAAGCCAUCUCGUGGUUUUGCUUGGGCUUGCGGUCCAUGCAGCAGGGCUCAAGAGAAGAAAUUGGAGGCACGUUUGGGCACCACCAAUGAAGAUGCUGAAGAAGAAGAGGUGAUUGACGAGGAAGAGGAGGAGGCCGGCGUCGACACCAAUGCACCAACCCCGGAUCCUGAUUCGCAAAUCGACACUCACCCUGCCACGCAGGCAGAGAUCGCUCUAGCCAAGAUGUGGCCUAUGCGGUACCUUGGCAUCCACUGCCGGGUAGAGGACGCACUGCAGUACGAUGAUCGAGCAAUCUAUCCCCGUGCGAGUUCACGGCUAGGUCCCCGGCACCAAGCCAACGUCAAUGUCUGGCACGGGCAUCCUGUCGAAUUCGUCAAGCCUGCAGAGAUUAAGAAGCGAUACGUCAAGGCAGCCGGCAACAAGAAAGAAGGCAAGCUAUCCAAAGAAACUGUCGCUGCAAUCGAAGCCGACAAGGCGGAGAAGGCUAAGCGGCCCAAAUGGGUCAUGGAUGAACCUCCCGGCUAUGUCCGCCGCGGUGAGGACCUGCCGAACAAGGAUCCCAAGUGUACUGCGGAGCUGAUUUUCAAGAUGCCUCCUUUGGGAGUACAUUCGACACGAGGAGAAGACAAUGCCCCGACAGUCACCGAAGAUCAAGUCAAGGCUUACAUGGACCGAGCGAAAGCAUUGGCCAAGUCGCAUGUUGGAGUAGAGCCCUACAACACCAAUUUCUUGGAUAAAUGCUUGGCUCUCUUCACGAAGCAUCAAUACGACGCCGAUGUUGCUUUGAAGCAUGUCAAGAAGAUUGACAAGCGGAAAGAUUUGAGGGAGCCCGAGCUAACCAAGGAAGAAGAAAAGAAGUGGAACGAAGGUGUCGCAAAGUACGGUUCAGAGAUCAGGCUCGUCCGCCAGCACACCAGCAAGACCAUGUUCUACGGAGACGCCGUACGUUACUACUAUAUGUGGAAGAAGACACCCAAAGGAAGAGAGAUUUGGGGCUCAUACAGUAGUCGGAAAGGUCGGACUAAGAAGGUUGAGCCUGACGCGCAAGCUCGCCUCGUUGAUGAUGUUGCAGACGACCAAGACGAUUCAGCAUUUGACAGUGCCAAGGCCAUCCAACGCAAACGGGUUUUCCAAUGCAAGUUCUGCGCAGUCCGACAUUCUCGACAAUGGAGACGGGCUCCAGGCGUGACUCCUGGCCAGAUGGUACCGCCUGACGGUCGUUCCAAGGACAAGACUGGGUUCCUGAUUGCGCUUUGUCUACGUUGUGCAAACUUGUGGCGCAAGUACGCAGUGACAUGGGAAAACGUUGAUGAGAUUGCCAAGAAGGUUGCGCAAGGCGGAGGAAAGGCUUGGAAGAGACGUAUCGACGAGGAGCUCCUGCGCGAGGUCUACGCUGCACAGUCAGACCCCAGCUCGAAGAAUGCUACUCCCGAGUAUAUCGAGCUCCCAGCCGCCACAGCCCAGCCAAUUGCAGAGCCACCGAAGAAGAAACAGAAAAUUGUGGCCGCUGUGAAUGGAGACAGUGGAGCAUCGACCCCUGUCAGCGAGCCUGUUCCAAAGAAAGAGAAGAAGGAGAAGCCCGCCCCAGUCAUCAAAGCGCCUACUCCUCCUCCAGUCCCGUCGCCCCCAAAGUAUCGAGCUUUACCCUGCGCUGUAUGUCGAUCAGCAGAAGGCACACGUUUGGAAUGUGCAGCUUGCAAGAUGACGGUCCACAAAGCCUGUUAUGGUGUUGAAGAAAUACGACAAGCCAACAAGUGGUACUGUGAUCCAUGCAAAAACGAUAAGAAGGAAAGCGUCUCAUAUACCUACGAAUGCGUUCUAUGUCCUCAGAAAGAUACGGAGCAGGAGUUCUAUGAGCAGCCAAAGGUUACGCACAAGAAAAAGACUGACCGCGAUCGGGAGAAGGAGCGGCUGGAAAAGGAGCUUGUCGACAAGGCCAAAGAGGAAUAUCGCCUUCGGCAGCAGGAGAAAGGCCGGCCACUUGUUCCUCGUGAGCCCCUGAAGCGAACCGCCGACAACAACUGGGUACACGUGUACUGUGCCCUCUGGCACGCUGAGAUCAAAUUCAGCAACGCGGCCCGCCUGGAUAUGGUCGAGGGCAUCGGAGCGCCAACGCUUCGAUACGACGCAGUCUGCAAGCUGUGCAAAACGACCAAGGGUGCAUGCACAUCGUGUCUGCAAUGUCACGCGACAUUCCACGUUGGCUGUGCUCACAACCAUGGCUACAUACUCGGUUUCGACAUGACCCCUGUCAAGGUCUCUCGCAGAGACGCAGUACCCACAGUGACUAUGAACGGGGAAACGGGAACUCUGAUUGCGGCAAUCUGGUGCAAAGAGCAUACUCCCAAGACGAUUGUUCAUCCCAUGAACGAAGAAGUGGAAGGAACAGACCUGAUUGCGCUCCAGCUCUUUGCUCGCGAAUUCAAGCAGGCCGAUCUCACCCUAACGGGUACAGCACGCAAGGCCAAUCUCGUCGAUCAGUCGACGCGCAUCGCCCCACAGGCUGUGCAGGCACCAACUAACCGUAGGGCAUCCGCGGUCACGGCCCCUACUCCCACUUCUGCACGAGGACGUCAAUCGAAUGCAGGCAUAUCUGUCAAGGAAGAACCAAGUGAGCCAUCAGUGUACAAGUCGGAGCGAAAGUGCGUACGCUGCAAGAUUGAAGCUAGUCCGCGAUGGUGGAAGGUGGAUGGGGAAGUGACAGCAGGACAAGUUUCUCGGAUUGUGGAUGGCCCGCUGGACAUGAAGAAUGGCGUGGAUCUGAUCGGCCAUAUGGAACGGAAGCCCCUUGUCGAGGAGGGCAAAAUCGUCAAUGGUAACGGUAGUGAAGACCAUGCCAUGUCGGACGCCCCAGCUGUUGCUUCGCCUGCAAGCAAGAGCCUGCGCUUGGACACCAGAGGGGCAGUUGCUUCGUCUGGUGCCUAUCUAUGUCAAAAGUGCCAUUGGAAGAGGAAGAAUGGGACGGAUGAAGAGGAAGAGGAGCGAGCGAGGUCCGUCUCGAUAUUCAAGGAGCCGCCACAGCAGUACCCCCUACCUGCAGCGCAGAUUCCACAAUAUGCGCCGCCACCGCCUGCGUUGGCUGGUACAUGGACACUGCCCGGUGGCCCACCAAACCAACCGCCUCCACUGCCGUCAUGGCACAGUGGUGUACCGCCUGGACCUGGCCAUCACCUACCCAAUGGCACUGGAUACGUACCCCCGCCGCUACCAGCUCCAACCGUAGGGCACAACGCUCCUUACCACGCCCCGUAUCCGCCUCAGCCGAAUGGAUACGCGGCAUUUUCGGGCGCGCCGAUGCACUCGGCGAUUGUAGCAGCAGGGCUUCGACCGCCGUAUUCGGGACCGCCUAUUAGCGGACCACCGCAGCUGCACCACAGCAACGGCUCUAUGUUGGUGAAUGGCGCGAUGCCGUCGCCUAGGACAAUACCGUACUCGCCCACGCAUCAUCACGCACACCCUGCGUCACGGGAAAGCGGAUUUAUUGCACCUCCGCCUCCUGCGGUAGCGCAAUACCCGGGGAUCCAUGGUAGUACUGCAACUGGCAGGCCGGCUACCCCUAUGGACGCGGUGAUGCGGGAUGCUCCGGUGGUGACAUCGGCACCAACUGAACGGGCAAGCACGGGGGCAAGUGCCAGUCCAUCACUUCGCAACUUGCUGCAUUAG
Messenger RNA from Bipolaris victoriae FI3, 5103 nucleotides. RefSeq lists its product as hypothetical. Gene Ontology annotation, cellular component: Lid2 complex. Gene Ontology annotation, molecular function: chromatin binding; ubiquitin-protein transferase activity. The transcript has 4 exons. Bases 1 to 5103 code for a protein of 1700 amino acids. The record is from RefSeq and is a predicted model, not a curated record. Gene Ontology annotation, biological process: histone catabolic process. Lineage: Eukaryota; Fungi; Ascomycota; Dothideomycetes; Pleosporales; Pleosporaceae.